GAACAGUGCGAACAGAUUAAAAGAGCGCGCUCAAUCUUUCAGUAGAGCGAAUCCCUUGGAAAGAUGGAUUACUUACACGGGAAGAGAGAGAUCGCAACGAUGAUUAAUUAGCUCCCAUGCCGGCUUCGUGUAUUCAUUAUUAAAACUCAACUCGUCCUUUGUAUGUAAUAAAAAGAGCAUUUGUAUAAAAUGAUAUUUUGACAAGAGAAAAUAAUUUCAUAUCAGACCUGCCUUUUGGAAACACUAGCCCAAGCUAUGUUUUCUUCAUCACUGCAUCGUCCGAACUUUUUUUUACACUUGUCAGUGAUCGUGUUUGUGAUCAGCUUAAACAGUGUUCAGACGAUUAAGUGGCUAUCUCUUUUGCGAACUGCAUCCAUUGGUACUAUUGACAGCGCUGAACUGUGUCCCAAUCUGGAAGGGCUGACGAGAAGACAAAUCAAAAUUUGCAUCCGGAACGUGGAAGUAAUGGAUAGCGUAAGGUUUGGAGCUGAACAGGCAGUCAUUGAAUGCCAGUGGCAGUUUAAAUAUCGAAGGUGGAAUUGUAGUACCAUAAACGGCACACGUCUCUUUGGAAAAACAGUUAUGGAAGGUACGAGGGAAUCUGCUUUCGUCCAUGCCAUUUCAUCAGCUGGAGUUUCGCAUGCGGUAACAAGAGCAUGCAGUAGUGGGCGGCUGGUUCGUUGCGGAUGCGAUCGCACAGUUCAAAAAUCUCCGGCAGAUUCUUUCAAAUGGUCCGGCUGUUCAGAUAAUAUAGCAUAUGGCACAGCUUUCUCGAAGAGUUUCGUCGACACCAAUGAUAUUCGACAAGCAAGAGGUAAAUCUGAUCCCAAAGCUAUAAUGAAUCUUCAUAAUAAUGAAGCUGGACGAAAGGCUAUUGAAUACCAGAUGCGUAUCGAAUGUAAAUGCCAUGGUGCAUCAGGAUCUUGCCAAACGAAGACAUGUUGGAGAGCUAUGCCAGAGUUUCGCAUGAUUGGUAGCGAUCUCAAGAACCGAUUUGAUGCAGCUACCGAAGUUAGGCCGAAAAAAAUGGGCAAAAGAACAAAAUUAGCCCCUGUCAGUAAUGUAUUCAAGCCAUUUACAGAUGUUGAUCUUAUUUACUUGAAGUCUUCACCAGACUUUUGUGAACCUAAUGAUAAAAUUGGAUCCCUGGGAACCCAUGGACGAGAAUGUAAUAAGACAUCCAGGGAUGUUGAUGGUUGCGAACUUCUUUGUUGUGGUCGUGGUUACAGCAGACAUCUACAAAAUGUAGUUGAGCGUUGCCACUGCAAAUUUCAUUGGUGCUGUCAUGUAACUUGCAAAGAGUGCAAAAGUGAAACAGAGACCUAUGAAUGUUUGUGAGAUGUGUGUCCACUUGAUUUGAAAUGAACUUAUCAUAUACUAUUCGUGUAAAUCCUCUGUAAUACAAUGCGCGGAAUUAUGAUUUCUACUGGGUAGGUACUUUUGAAUGUUACAGGGGUUCGAGUGACCCGAAAUUGUGUUCAAUCUGCAGUUUAUGAUACUUCAGCAUGACUAGCUAUUUUGUUUACUUGAAGUAUCAUAGAACAUUUCAGAGUGCCAAAUAAUUAGGAAAUUGCUCUUAAGUAAAAGGCUAGCUUUGUUAGUGAAGAACCAUAUGAAAUAUCAUAUUUUUAACAGACUUUGUGUGAUUUAACUUAUUUGCAGUUGAAGACACUCCUGAAUAGAAAUGAAUGUUUUUCAUUUCUCAAUGUAAGGUUAAAAAUCUCGCAAACAUGAAUUAUGAAAUGCACUAUUUACUUCAGAUGUUUUACGAAUCAUUCAGCUACUUUGCUCAAUAUCCGAGUUAAAAUUGCAUAGUCUCAAAGCGUAUUGAUGAUCGUUCAGUGUUUUUAUCUGUUUCCUCAAAAAUAAUACACAUUGCAGUUUGCUGUUCAUGGAAAGAUUUUGCAAUGCUUAAAGGUAUAUUGAAUGAGUAAAUGGGAAAUAAAGAAUGACUUUUGUCUUUUAUCGCAAAAAAUCCUAUCUUGUGGAUAUUAUCAAGUAUAAUACUAAAAUUUUAUUGCUAUCUACUUCAUUAUAUCAAAAUCUAUGUUUUAGUGCAGUAUAUUAAUUCAUCAUAACUUGAUUUAUAAACACUAAAAGUUAAUUUGUUUUACUAUUUUACCUCUUUUAGUAAAUAAAAAGGGAAUAUUUCCGAAAGGUAUUUCAGAUUAAUUAAUAUU
This is a messenger RNA of Stegodyphus dumicola, 2180 nucleotides long. Its product is annotated as protein Wnt-4-like. Lineage: Eukaryota; Metazoa; Arthropoda; Arachnida; Araneae; Eresidae. The record is from RefSeq and is a predicted model, not a curated record. Gene Ontology annotation, molecular function: frizzled binding; cytokine activity. Gene Ontology annotation, biological process: cell fate commitment; multicellular organism development; canonical Wnt signaling pathway. Gene Ontology annotation, cellular component: extracellular region.